CGUGAAUGAUUAUUUCUGUUUCGGUGUUGCUUAUAUUCAUAUUGAUUAAUCAUAAUAAACAGAAGUUCUCGUUCUCGCGAGGUUUGGGACGAAGUCCCGAGAGUUGCCCUUGUGCAGUGACGUCAAGCGUGUUAGUCAGAGGAGAACCUGUAACAGGAAAAAAAAAAGAAAAAGAAAAAGAAAUCCGCAGAAGAAAUCUCACGCUUUGCCACCUCGCGACUCUUCCAGGAGCAGAGCUGGAGUUUGUGCAGAACUUAUGCAUUUGACUGAUGUCCUCUAAUGCACGCGGAUAGGACUGAACGCGGAGCUCGCGCUUUUGUUUGCUUAGUUUUUGUGUUUGUUUAUAUCAAGCACUGAGAUCAAGAGAGCAGCACAGAAGUUUCCACACCUCUACAGGAAUGUCCCAGAAGGAGAGACCGACUUUCUAUCGACAGGAGCUCAAUAAGACCAUAUGGGAGGUUCCGGAGCGCUACCAGAAUUUGUCGCCCGUGGGUUCUGGAGCUUAUGGAACCGUGUGCUCCGCGUUAGACACAAAGACAGGCCUGAGGAUCGCAGUCAAGAAGCUGUCCCGGCCGUUCCAGUCCAUCAUCCACGCCAAGCGCACAUACAGAGAACUGCGGCUCCUCAAACACAUGAAACACGAGAAUGUAAUUGGUCUACUAGAUGUUUUCACGCCCUCUACCUGUCUAUCAGGAUUCAAUGACUAUAUUCACUCAGCAGACAUCAUCCACAGAGAUCUUAAACCCAGUAACUUGGCUGUAAAUGAAGACUGUGAACUUAAGAUUCUGGACUUUGGGCUGGCCCGGCUGACUGACGAUGAGAUGACGGGAUACGUUGCCACCCGAUGGUACCGUGCCCCAGAGAUCAUGCUCAAUUGGAUGCACUACAACAUGACAGUGGACAUCUGGUCGGUGGGCUGCAUAAUGGCUGAGCUCCUCACAGGACGGACCUUGUUUCCCGGCACUGAUCAUAUAAACCAGCUUCAGCAGAUAAUGCGACUGACGGGAACCCCGCCAGACUCUCUAAUAAGCAGCAUGCCGAGCCACGAGGCACAGAACUACAUCAGUUCCCUUGUGUAUAUGCCCAAGAGGAACUUUGCAGAUGUGUUUGUUGGUGCAAACCCAUUAGCUGUGGACCUACUGGAGAAGAUGCUGGUUCUGGACACAGAUAAACGGAUAACUGCGUCACAGGCUCUCGCGCACCCGUACUUCUCCCAGUACCACGACCCGGACGACGAGCCCGAGGCAGAGCCCUACGACCAGAGCUUCGAGAGUCGCGAGCUGGACAUCGAAGAGUGGAAACAGCUCACGUAUGAGGAGGUGAUCAGCUUCGAGCCCCCCGUGUUCGACAGAGACGAGAUGGAGUCAUGAAGGCUGCUCGACCUACAGGACCUUCAUCCAUACAGGAAAAUGACAUUCAAGUGCCUGCCAUCAUCAAGUGCUGGCUUCCCCGUGUUCUGAGCCUGCUUAUCCAUGCCUUCAUACACGCUCUGUUGAAAAAGGGAAAAAAAAAACGUGCAAACUUUCAAAAAGGACACCGAGAAUGUAAGGUUUUGUGUCUUGUGACCCAGUAAUUUAAAGGGAUAGUUCACCCAAAAAUGAAAAAUGUUGUCAUCAUUUACUCGCCUUCAUGUUGUUCCAAACCUGUGUGAGUUUCUUUCAUCUGAUGGACACAAAAGAAU
Messenger RNA from Sinocyclocheilus rhinocerous, 1681 nucleotides. RefSeq names its product mitogen-activated protein kinase 14B-like. NCBI's taxonomy places the organism in Eukaryota, Metazoa, Chordata, Actinopteri, Cypriniformes, Cyprinidae. Gene Ontology annotation, molecular function: ATP binding; protein kinase activity. The record is from RefSeq and is a predicted model, not a curated record. The transcript is spliced from 11 exons. Bases 399 to 1370 code for a protein of 323 amino acids. Gene Ontology annotation, biological process: protein phosphorylation.